UCUUGGUCCGUUGCGGCAGCGCGGGGGAAAGGCGGGCUGGGAGCGGGCCGCCACGGGGUCGGGAUGGAGGCGGCUGGAGCGCGGAGCAGGGACGUGUUGGGGCGAGUGGCGAGUCUGCCUGGUGGCUGCGCAGAAAAAGUCCCUCCGGAGAGGAAAGUUUAUAUGGACUAUAACGCAACCACCCCCCUGGAGCCAGAAGUGAUGGAGGCCAUGACCGAGGCGAUGCGUGACGCCUGGGGAAACCCCAGCAGCCCCUACCCCGCAGGUAGGAAGGCCAAGGAUGUUAUCAGUACAGCUCGGGAAAGCCUUGCCAGGAUGGUAGGUGGGGAAGCUCGCGACGUGAUCUUCACUUCGGGGGGCACGGAGUCGAAUAACCUGGUCAUCCACUCUGCGGUGGAACAUUUCCGCAAGACCCACGCCUCAGGGGGGGACGCGGCCGAGCAUCACAGCCCGGUGGCGGGGGCCCUGCCCCACUGCGUCACCUGCCUCGUGGAGCACGACUCCAUCCGCCUGCCCCUGGAGCACCUGGUGGAAGAGCAGGUGGCGGAGGUCACCUUUGUCCCCGUGUCCAAGGUGAGCGGGCAGGUGGAGGCUGACGAUGUGCUGGCGGCCGUCCGCCCGGCCACGUGCCUCGUGAGCAUCAUGCUGGCCAACAACGAGACGGGCGUCGUCAUGCCGGUGCCUGAGAUCAGUCGGCGAAUUCGGGCCCUGAACCAGCAGCGGGCAGCCCACGGGCUGCCGGGCGUGCUCAUGCACACGGACGCGGCGCAGGCCCUGGGGAAGCGGCGUGUGGAUGUGCGGGACCUGGGCGUGGACUUCCUGACCAUCGUGGGGCACAAGUUCUAUGGCCCCAGGAUUGGAGCACUGUACGUCCGAGGGCUCGGUGAACUUACCCCUCUGUACCCUAUGCUGUUCGGAGGUGGACAAGAACGGAAUUUCAGGCCAGGGACAGAGAACACCCCGAUGAUUGCCGGCCUUGGGAAGGCAGCAGAGCUGGUGGCGGAGAACUGCGAGGCUUAUGAGGCCCACAUGAGAGAUGUGCGCGACUACCUGGAGGAGCGGCUGGCGGCUGAAUUUGGUAAGAGAAUCCAUCUGAACAGCCGGUUCCCAGGCACCGAGCGGCUCCCCAACACCUGUAACUUCUCCAUCCAGGGACCCCAGCUCCAAGGCCGCUUGGUGCUGGCACAGUGCAGGACGCUGCUGGCCAGUGUGGGGGCUGCAUGCCACUCAGACCACGGAGACCGGCCAUCCCCGGUGCUGCUGAGCUGCGGUGUCCUUGAAGUGGCCAGGAACGCCAUCCGGCUCAGCGUGGGCCGCGGCACCACCCGGAGGCAGGGCCCGGUGCCCGUGUCACUGGCCCUGCAGAGCCACUGCUGCCCAGAGAUGCACAGAGCCUCCCAGGCCUCGGGGCAGCGGAGGCCACGGGCCAGCGUGGAUUCCCCAGGGGGCCGGCAUGGCCAGAGCACAGAGACUCCACCACACCUGUUCCGGGGGCCAUGGGAGUGGCUUGGGCAGGACUUCGAGGCCCAGUCCCCAAGGCCUGCCCCCCCACGCCGCCUCCCAUCUGCCCUGUGCACCGCUUAUCGGGUAACCGGAGCCAGGAGCUGCAUCCACGCCUGA
Messenger RNA from Vicugna pacos (alpaca), 1620 nucleotides. It is a transcript of the gene SCLY, whose product is annotated as selenocysteine lyase. NCBI's taxonomy places the organism in Eukaryota, Metazoa, Chordata, Mammalia, Artiodactyla, Camelidae. The record is from RefSeq and is a predicted model, not a curated record.